Molecule: messenger RNA, 1516 nt
Organism: Phytophthora nicotianae INRA-310
Lineage: Eukaryota; Oomycota; Peronosporomycetes; Peronosporales; Peronosporaceae
Product: SLOB protein kinase
Exons: 2
Coding region: 76-1404 (442 amino acids)
Biological process (GO): protein phosphorylation
Molecular function (GO): protein kinase activity; ATP binding
Source: RefSeq, a predicted model, not a curated record
AGUCUCCUCAGUUCUUUUUUUUUUUUUUCAAAGUUUUACAGCAGUUCUUCAAGUUUUCCAGGCAGCUCUUCGCUGAUGGCGUCAGCUUCGUCCUUCAACGCGACUCUGGCCGUGCUGCUAGCUGCCAAGUACUGCCGUCAAUAUCCGCUCUUCCACUGGCGGGAGGAGGCGCUCCCGUCCAUGGGUAGACGCGCCGAGAAGUACUGUUUUCGCGUGGAUAUGCUCAAUCUGCAGCAAGAAAGCUGCGGCGAGAUGCUGCUAUCGUUACUACCUGCACAAUUGAGUCUCCUAGAUUUCCAGAAAGAAAACACUUUGUACAAACUGAAAGCGCUGCUCGUCACGCUCAAGCAUCCAUACAUUCUCCCCGUCAUGGACAUCUACUACUCCAAAGAGAAGAAGGCACUGCUAGUGGUCCAGCCCUUUGUGUCUAGUGGCAGCAUCAAGGACCGUAUCUACCAGGUAGACAACGCAGCCAAGCCCUACGACGUCAAAUAUCGGCUGGAGAACGCUCAUCCGCUGCCAUUUGAAGAAAUCGCCAAGUUCUCUAAGCAAAUCCUGGAAGCUCUAGCAGGCCUGAGGUCCAAAGGUCUGGUAUGUGACCACCUGAGGUCCACUAAUGUGGUCAUUGACUGUGGCAAUGUCAAACUGGCCGAGAUUUUCACGCCACUGCUAGCUAUUGACCGAUACAAGGACAGUCGCGAGUUGACAGUGUGUCUAGAACAGCACAUGGACAUCGAUCUACUGCUGUUCGGACAUAUUCUGUACGAAAUGGCAACGGGAAUGGAACUCUUAGCCCCUCAGCCUGAAGAAGGCGUGCUCGAGAUGCUGACCCCCGAAAUUGCUGAUGUUCUUCAAGCCAUUUUCUACUAUCCGGAUUCGCUACCGGAACCUCCAGAGGAAGCGGAAAAUAGCGUGGAUUUUGAUGAUGCUACGUCGGUUAGUAGCUCUGUUAGCAGUCGCAACAAGAAACACUUGUUCCUCGUCGACGUGGAGAAGAUGCUGGACGAAUUCCCGCUCUUUGCUGUCCCUGAGCUUCCUCCCAUUAGAACGCUGUUCUCUGGGUUCCGUCUGGACUCCGCUAUGAAGAGUACCAUCAAGUACAGUAUGCGUAUUAACGCGAGUCGAACGCAGGCUCACAUUGUGCACUACAACGAUCAGCAGGCAUUACUGCGUGCGCGCCAACGUGCCGAGCGUCGCGUUUACGAGGAGAAGGAAAAGCAACAGCAGCGAAUUCAGCAACUCACGCCCAGCAAGAACCCGACUAGUAAAGGCAACUCGUACAGCAGCAAGACGAUACCGACCAGACGAAAGACGUACCGUGCUGACAGCUUCCGCAAACAUGCUCAACGUGCGCUAUCUCUACCUGACAGUUCGAAAUCCAACAUGAGUGUGUCCAGUGCCUAGAAUCUCUAGAAACUUACACUUUUAUAAUGUAGAUUGCUGCAAAAACAUUAUAAAAAAAAUGUUACUAAGUAUUUUUUUUUUAAGAAUCUAGCGAAACGACUCCAUUGUGUCC